This is a messenger RNA of Pseudogymnoascus verrucosus, 4271 nucleotides long. RefSeq lists its product as uncharacterized. Gene Ontology annotation, cellular component: membrane. NCBI's taxonomy places the organism in Eukaryota, Fungi, Ascomycota, Leotiomycetes, Thelebolales, Thelebolaceae. Gene Ontology annotation, molecular function: magnesium ion transmembrane transporter activity. The record is from RefSeq and is a predicted model, not a curated record. Bases 2148 to 4271 code for a protein of 707 amino acids. The transcript is spliced from 3 exons. Gene Ontology annotation, biological process: magnesium ion transport.
AUUUUUUAUAUGAAUUGAUUGUUCUUUUUAUGAGGAUGGGAAGAGGGUGUUUUGGGGAUGAGGCGUGUGAUAUCUGAUGAUGACUCCAGCCAUAGACAUUGAUCCCGUGAAGAAGUCGCAGGGCGCCUGGUCCAUGGGAUGAUUAAAUGGCUCAGAAGCAAGGCGCGCCAUCAAGUUAAGGCAGACUUGUUAUUACAUAUAUAUGCUCUCCUCUCCUGGCGAUCAAAGCAAUCCCCAAACUAAAAAGCCAAGUUGCCACCUAGGGAAUGCUCUUAGAAGAAUGAUGGGUGAGAUACCGAAUACUCCUACGACCCAAACUAAGAAGCGUAACCAGAAAUCAGAAUGAAGGAUGGCCCGUAGCGCAUGAAGACAAGCAAGCAUUCAACCGAACUAUUACUCUAAAGUCUUCUAUGGAUCAAGAACUAGAGUUGAUCGAGGCUAAAGUCUUCUUGGAUCAAGAACCAGAGUUGAUCAAGAUUGACUACGUUCUCAUUAUAAUUGAAGUAUGCACGAUAUCGCAUUCAUGGCAAAUGCCUACUGUCGUCAAGUUGAGAACUGGCUGGGAAUGUCUAUCACGUGGGUAAUAUGGUGCAUCACUCAGUUCAACACGUCGAGAAUGUCUCUACUUUCAGAUGACCAUGUGCGAGAGCUUCUAUUCUUCCAACCGCUUGCCGAUUCCAUUUACCUCCCCCAUUCCGCCACUCCACCAUCUGAGGACGCAGGAUGCAUCUACAUAUUACUAGUAAGCGCCGUUGGGGUUAGUUCUUACCAGGCCCGGCGUCAGAAAUAGAACGACGGCGGCAUCAGGCCGUUCGACUAAGCGCCGUCGUUAGACCUUGGCGGUAAAGCACAGCACAGACACACCGCAAGCUCGAACGGGACGAACUCUGCGGGAGAAAGAUAGAGUCAUGACGUGGAGCGAUACUAUCGAUCGACAUUGUUGGGACUGCAGAUUCAGAGUGGCCAGAAGGGCGACGCGGCCUGUCGAUCGGGCGGGUUUGAAACAAGAACCACGCCAGAUGGCGCCAGGCUUUGAAACCUUGUCGGUGUUGGUUUGGUGUGGAUGGUGGAGGGUUCAAUUGUGGGUAAGGAAGUCUGGGAGUCACUCCACCAACAAACUUCUGGACCUUUUGGAACCUUUGGCUUCUGAUCUGUGGGAUCAUGAGUAUGUAUUCUGGGAUGCUGAUGCUGCAGAGUACGUAGAUGAAUGACUGCGCUGGUAUGGUUAUGUAUUUUACGCCACUACUAUAUGGAGGUGGGCUGUGCAAAUCAAUGCUCCAUGCACCAUACACUCAGCUCGACAUGAUACGAGGAGAAGGAGUAGAUCCUUCAGAGAGAGCGGGUGAGAGGGUUGAUCGCUGUAUCCUGUUUUAUAUUUUUAUCAUUUUCCUCAGGAUAUUCUCACUAUUUUCACGAUUAUUACGAUUUAUUUCCACGACUAUUACGAUUUAUUUCAAUUAUUACCAUCUCCAACCCUCUCUUCAAUAAACCCAUAUUUAUUGUGUGUUUUUUCUUAUUAUUAGAAACGCUGGCGCUGACGGGAGGCCCCAUCGAACCACCGAACCACCCACCUACCUACCACCAAACCAGCUCACACAGCCCACACACAGACCAGCCCACCGCCUUUAUCCAACCCACCCCCCCAACCCACCUCCCACCCCACUCCCAUCACUUGGUCAACGAUCCAGGUACAACAGCACGGUGCACAGUACGACUGCGACUGUACCAAGGUUUCAACUUCCAACCCUUUUCUCGCCCUUGUCGUCUAUAGACCCAAAAAGGACACCAAACGAAACUCUCUCCGGCAAUAUCUGUUUAGAAAGGCAUACGCCUGCUACGAAUUCUGCCACGAGCCUAGACACGAACCUCUUCUCUUUCCAACAUCCUCGGCGCUUGCACGUUGGCACCUCGUCCUGCAUACUUAUCGUUAUACCCGCUCUCUCACACUGAGAAAUCCCGAAAUUACGAACCUCUCCUUUUGACGACGAGACUAUACGACAACUUCGAGCUUUUCGAAUAUCUAUACCUGACACUGAGGCCAAGGGAAACAAACAAAUACGAACAAAUACUCCCAUGGUCUGAUCGUCCAUCGAGCAAACCAACCCCCCCUCUCUCGGCGCCUUGCGCCAUCCGCUCUCUCCCUCAUCAUGUCCUCAGCCCAUAUCCUCUACGAUGCGGCAAACACACUCUCCUCCCGCGCCGAGCUCGGUGGCCCAGCCGAGUCCAGGCCACCAAUCUACAAGACGAUCGGUAUCGUUCUCGCCAUCGCCUCAGGCUGCUUCAUCGGCGUCUCCUUCAUCUUCUCCAAGAUGGGCCUGCUCAAGGCGAACAAGAAAUACGACGAGAUCCCCGGCGAGGGCUACGGAUACCUCAAGAAUGCAUGGUGGUGGGGUGGCAUGUCUCUCAUGAUCGUUGGCGAGAUCUGUAAUUUCGUCGCAUACGCCUUCACGGAUGCGAUUCUCGUCGCCUCGAUGGGAGCACUGAGUGUCGUCAUCAGUACCGUGCUGUCAGCCAUAUUCCUUAAAGAACGAUUGAGCGCCGUUGGAAUGGUGGGAUGCCUCCUCUGCAUCCUCGGCAGUGUGGUCAUCGCACUCAAUAUCCCGGCGUCGAGCUCCGUCACCAACAUCCAGGAGAUGCAACACUUUGUCGUACAGCCGGGAAUCCUCGUCUACGGCGGCAUCGUGAUCGUGGGAUGCGUGUUCAUUGGGGUGUGGGUUGCGCCGCGGUACGGGAACAAGACCGUGCUCGUAUACUUGUCUAUUUGCAGUCUGAUCGGAGGCCUCAGUGUCGUUGCUACCCAAGGGCUGGGUUCUGCGAUUCUGGCGCAGAUCGGCGGGCAGAAGCAGUUUAAUCAGUGGUUUUUGUAUGUGCUAUUUGCAUUUGUGGUGGUCACUUUGGUCACCGAGAUUAUCUAUUUAAAUAAAGCUCUCAAUAUCUUCAACGCGGCCCUGGUCACGCCGACAUACUACGUCUACUUCACCAGCGCCACCAUUGUCACCUCCGCCAUCCUCUUUAAAGGCUUCGGCGGCACCCCCUCCCAAAUCAUCACCGUCAUCAUGGGCUUCCUCACCAUCUGCUCCGGUGUCGCCCUCCUCCAGCUCUCCAAAUCCGCCAAGGACGUCCCCGACGCCGCCGUCUUCUCCGGAAACCUCGACCAGAUCCGCACCAUCGCCGAGCAGGAGCAGCCCGAGUCCGAGCCCAAGGCCGACGCCAUCCGCGGCACCGCGGCAAUUAUCCGUCGCCUCUCCACCGCGCGCCAGAACAUGGAGUUGGCGGAGGCACGCCGCCUACACGACGACAUGCAAUCUGAUCUCCAACCCGUCAGUGAGAAUGAGCAGAUUGAAUGGGAUGGAUUGAGGAGGAGACGCACUACAUAUGGUAGCGCGCACCGCCCCUUCACACCCGCAUACGCCGCAUCUCCCCACCCGCCCCUAGGGAUGUCCCGUUUCCCCACCGACGAAGAACUCGCCGCCGAAGAACGACCCACGACCGGCUCCCUCACACCCAGCUUCCUCGGCACGAUCCGCACGCGCGCGCGCAGCAUGGUCCCCGGCUCCAUCCGCCACGUCGACGAUCACAACGGCGCGCAGAGCCCUAUGCACCCCGUCGCACUAACCUCCAUCGCCGUCCCGGGCUACUACGACACCACCGGCCUCGACGAGCAGAAGACGGCGUAUGACGCCCACGCUGGGGGUGGCGGGGAACCGCACAUCCAGUUCGCGGAGGACCCGCGCGGUGGUGGGAGUAGUCACCUUGCUGCUGAGCGCCCACCGCAGAGCGCGAGGAGGCAGUUUAGCUUUCAGAAUGUGUUUAGGAAGGGGAACGCUACGCCGAAUAUUGAGGAUAUGUCUGAUCGCGAGAUUCGGGCGAGAGAGCGCGAGAGGGAACGCGAAUUGGCGGGGCAUAAGAUGAGACCGGGAUUGGGGAGUCGCGGGACGAGUCAUAGUGUGAAGAAAGCCGCUGGAGGCGCGUCGGAGGAGGAGCGCGCGGGCUUGGUGAGGCCGAGGGGCGAUAGUGGGAGUGAUGUCACUAGAAGCUUUCCGGAGUAUGAGGAAGAGGAAGGGUGGGAGGCGGGGAUGGGGGAGGUGGAGAAGCCGCCGCCGGUGCCGAAGCAUGGAGGGGAGGCGGCGUAUGAGGCGAUAAGGGGAGGUGGGAGGGGAGGGAGAGGUGGUGGCGGGAGGGGGAGGAGGGGGACGGAUGGGAGUGAGAGUCCGCCGUUGCCGCCUUUGCCGCCGUUUGAGAAGGGUGGGGGGAGGGGGUCGUUUAUCUGA